AUGUCUGACCUCAUCGUAUCCCAACUCACCCUCUUUCCCUCCCUUUCUCUGCUCUCUCUCCCCCUGCCUUCCCCUUCUCAACUUUUGUCUCCCUCUUCCACCUUUUCCUUCUGUAUUUCCCCCUCGUCCCCGCUCUCCCUCCUGCUCUUCCCCCUCCCUCCCCUCUCUGUCCCUUCUUCCCACCCCGCUCCUCCCUGCUUCCCGCCGCUCCUCCCCCCCCUUCUCUACGUGCAGCGGCGGCGCAAGGCGGGCAUAAAUCGGCGGGUGCCGAAGCAGCAGCAGGAGCCGGUGCAGGCACGGGCGCAUUGGGACGCUCUAUUGGACGAGAUGGCAUGGCUGUCCAAGCUGGACUUUGACAAGGAGCGGCGGUGGAAGGCGGGGCAGGCGAGGAAGACUUGUGACUUUGACAAGGAACGGCGGUGGAAGGCGGGGCAGGCGAGGAAGACGGGUGCACGGGUGUGCCGCGCCAGAAAUGACCUGGAGCUGCGAGGAGAGAAGAAGCUCAAGGAGGAGGAGCAGCGAGUGCGGCGGGUGGCGAGUGGUAUAGCCAAGGAGGUGAAGCGGUUCUGGAUGAAGAUCGAGAAGCUGGUGGUGUACAAGCACGAGCUGCAGGUGGAGGAGAAGAAGAAGAAGGCCCUGGAUAAACACCUGGACUUUCUCCUGGGACAGACUGAGAGGUACUCCUCUCUUCUAGCCGAGAACCUUGCUGCAGACAACGAGGAAGGGGAGGAUAGAGAGGAGGGGGAGGUGGGGGAGGAGGGGGAAGAAGGGGAGGAGGGGGAGGAGGGGGAGGAGGGGGAAGAAGAGGAGGAGGUUGAGGAGGGGGAGGAGGGGGGGGAAGAUGGUGGUGAGGAUGUGGAGAUGGAAGGAGUAGAGGUUGAAGAGGGAGGGGAGAGUGAUGUGGAGGGGAAUGCAGGGGAGGGGCACGAGGGAGGGGAAGAGGAGGAAGAAGAAGUGGAGGAGGUGGAGGAAGAGGAGGAAGAAGAAGUGGAGGAGGUGGAGGAAGAGGAGGAAGAAGUGGAGGGAGAGGAGGGAGAGGAGGAGGAGGUGGAGGAGUGGGAAGAGGUAGAGGAGGGUGAAGUGGGAGAGGAGGAAGAGGAAGUUGGGGCAGUGUGUGGGGAUGCGGAGUGGGAUGAGGAGGUGGAAGAGGAGGCAGGGGAGGAUGAGGAUUUCCGAGGGGGGAGCGAUGAGGAGAUGGAGGAGCAGCGACGGCAGGUGAGAGGAGGAGAGGACUUGUGUGGGCUGGUUAGAUUUGAGCUGUACAUGUGUGGUGCAUCGUUCUAA
Closterium sp. NIES-65 is the source of this 1284-nucleotide messenger RNA. Lineage: Eukaryota; Viridiplantae; Streptophyta; Zygnematophyceae; Desmidiales; Closteriaceae. The record is from the annotation of a GenBank genome assembly.